GGGCCGGCCCAGCCACGUGGGUGCGGCCGGGACACGCCAUGGAGCCGCGGGGGCACGCCGGCGCCCUGCCCCGGUUCCAGUGCCCCCCCGACUUCUCCGCCAGCCCCUGCAUGCCCGAGACCCCCCUCACGAAGGAGGCGCUGCAAGGCCCUUCCAAGGAACUGUGGCUGAUCCGGGCCCCGGCAGACUUCACCCCUGACAGCCUGGACGGCUGCACCGUGGUCCUGGCUGGGGCCCAGACGCUGAGGCGGAAGCUGGAUGGGUCCCGGCGGCUCUACGGCAUCCAUGGCACGCAGGGGGAGCUGGACAGCACCUGCCUGCUGGUGCCCUCUGCCCACUCUGGGCCUCUCUGCUGCGCCCCCCCCUUCUGCGGCACCCUCAGCAUCUACGAGAAGUUCGGGGACCCCAGCAGUGGGGGCCCCCCCUUGGCUGUGCCCUCCCGGCCAGCCCCCCAGGUCCCUGCAGGGCUGAAGCAGCGGUUCCUGCCCUUCGGGGGCAGCCCAAAGGGACAGUGCCCUGUGAGGGCUACAGGAACAGAUGCGGAGCCAGAGCUGGGCUCAGGCAGGAAGAGGAAGAAGAGGCGGCGGGUGACAGAGGAGCUGGCAGGCAGCCUUGCGCUGCUGGACACGCAGCAGGAGACGCCUGAGGAGCUGGGGCCCUGGGGAGGGGGCUGUACCAGCCCCAAACCACCCACCCAGGAGCAGGGGCCUGUGCAGGAGCCGAGCCCCAGCCACAAGAGGAAGAGGAAGCACAAGCGGGCACAUGGGGUGCCACAGGAUGAUGCACCUUGAGGCGAGGUGGCCCCUGCACCAGGCCAGCAGCAGCAGACGGGUGCCUCCAGGAGAAGAAUGCCGGUGUACCCUAGGAACCAGAGCCGCACAGGGUCCUGCCCGAGCCAGAACUGUGCCCGUCUCCAGCCCUGUCCGAUCCUGCCACUUUCUGGGGAGGACUUGCCAGCCCUGGCUGCUCAGAGCAGAGCCCAAUCAUAGCCACUGCAGUCCCCACCCCCAGUGCUGGGGGCCCCAGCUCUGCUCAGAUCUUCAGUGAUAAAGGCCAGUGCACAGCA
Molecule: messenger RNA, 1066 nt
Organism: Alligator sinensis (Chinese alligator)
Lineage: Eukaryota; Metazoa; Chordata; Crocodylia; Alligatoridae
Gene: POLR1G
Product: CD3e molecule associated protein
Exons: 3
Coding region: 39-791 (250 amino acids)
Biological process (GO): transcription by RNA polymerase I
Source: RefSeq, a predicted model, not a curated record